Saccharomycopsis crataegensis is the source of this 1515-nucleotide messenger RNA. RefSeq names its product Sds23 protein. Bases 1 to 1515 code for a protein of 504 amino acids. Gene Ontology annotation, molecular function: protein serine/threonine phosphatase inhibitor activity. NCBI's taxonomy places the organism in Eukaryota, Fungi, Ascomycota, Saccharomycetes, Ascoideales, Saccharomycopsidaceae. The record is from RefSeq and is a predicted model, not a curated record. The transcript has a single exon. Gene Ontology annotation, biological process: cellular response to glucose starvation; regulation of mitotic metaphase/anaphase transition.
AUGAGCGGUACCAACCUCAAUUUGUCCCACAACAAGGGCAAUCCUCAGCGCAAAACCUCGAUUGUCGACAUGCUUUCGACGCCACCGGCGUUAGCAGGCUCAUCCCCAUCUGACCACGAUACAAUGCCAACAUCUACAACGUCAACAGCAGCAUCCACAACAUCAACAUCAACAUCAACAGCGCCAGCCCCAGGAGAUGUUCCAGUUAGCUUAUCAAGAAAUGCUUCUGUAUCUUCAUCAGUGAUCUCUACCAGCGAAGGUUCUACCGCCCCGCCUCGUGAUUGGCAGGACAUCCCGUUGCUGGAAUUGGUGGAGGAAAACAAGUUAAUUUUUGUAAACGGUAGUAUCUCUAUGGAAGAAGCUUUCAAGACCUUGAUCAGUCAUAAUUUGACCUCAUUGCCAGUAGAAGAGUUUGAUAAUGAUAUUAAUUGCAUAACUUUUGACUAUGGGGACUUGAAUACCUUUUUAUUGUUGGUGUUACACAAAAUCAGCUUUGACCUCUCAGCAGUGGAAUUCGAUCCUCAUUUUGCCUUGGAAAGACAACCGUUGGAAUACUUGAACGAUAUCAAAAUGGGUAAACAAGCGCCAAUCAAAUUUGUUUGCCAAUUGACCAGUAAGAAUCCCUUCAUCAAACUCAAUGAAAAAUUGGACACAUUAUCAUCCGUGGUGGAGAUUUUGGGCUCGGGAGUCCAUAGAGUCGCCAUCAUUAAUAACGAAAAUAAGAUCAGCGGAAUCUUGUCACAAAGAAGAUUGAUUAGAUACCUUUGGGAUAACGCCAGACGCUUCCCUUCAUUGGAUUCAUUAUUACAAACUCCUCUCGAUGAAUUGGAAAUUGGUUCAACCAGUAAUGUGAUUUUUGUCUAUGGUGACCAACCAUUGAUUGAUGCUCUAGUUCUCAUGUAUAAUGACCAAAUCUCUUCUGUUGCUGUGGUUGACAGACAGCAAAACUUGUUGGGUAACAUUUCCAUCACUGACGUCAAACAUGUCUCUAAGAGCUCACAGUCACAUUUGCUCCACAAGUCUUGUUUACAUUUUGUUUCUAUAAUUUUGAAUUCUCGAGGUCUUGAAGACGGCCAAGAUCUGUUCCCAAUAUUCCAUGUAUUUCCAAACAGCUCUUUGGGACGCAUUAUCGCCAAAUUGGUUGCCACAAAAGCUCAUAGAUUAUGGAUUGUUAGUCCGCGUCCGACUAACCUGUUCUCAUCACCAAGCAAGCCACCUUUGUCAUCUUCUGACUCGGAAAGCUCGACCUUAUCAUCAGCUUCGACUAUUCAGUCUAUUCAAAACCCUGCUUUCCUUAAUUUGAAGCCUGAAAUGUCUGGUCGUGCUGGAAAGUUAAUUGGGGUUGUUUCAUUGACAGAUAUUCUUGGAUUACUCGCCAGAAAAUCGUCCAAUAAGACCAUUGAUCCUCAUGCUGCUCGUAAACAAAGAAGAAGAUCCCUGAGUAGUGCAAGCUCGAGAUCUGCCAAAAGCUUGGAACAACUUAGAAGAAGCGUCAAGAGUGAUGGGCGUCAGUAG